Messenger RNA from Cladophialophora yegresii CBS 114405, 1656 nucleotides. RefSeq lists its product as uncharacterized. Lineage: Eukaryota; Fungi; Ascomycota; Eurotiomycetes; Chaetothyriales; Herpotrichiellaceae. The transcript has 4 exons. The coding region runs from base 1 to 1656 and encodes 551 amino acids. The record is from RefSeq and is a predicted model, not a curated record.
AUGCCUUCUUUCUGCUUCUCGCUGUUAGCGGCGCUCGCGCUGCUCUCUUCGUUUGUCUUUGCACAGAGCCCCCUUCCGCAGCAAACUGGGCAGACUUACAACUUCUCCAACAUACGGUAUGGUCAGCCUCCCGUGGGAAACCUUCGCUUUGCCGCCCCUCUCGCACCGACGGGCAGAAAUAAGGCCGUCCAGAACGGUAGCGUGGGCAGAAUCUGUCCCCAAGCCGGCCCGGCGUGGGCUCCUGUCGCAGCGAAAUUCCUACAAUAUCUUGUAGCGGGGAAUGCAUCUGCGUUCAACCUUACCCUGGCAGAGCAACAACUACAAGCAGCGUCUCAAAAUACGUCCACAGCCCCGAUCGAUCCGAGGAUGACCGAAGAUUGUCUGUUCCUGGACGUGAUCGUGCCCAAGAAAGUCUUCGACGGUGCGAGAAGCCGAAUCAGGAGACGCCAAAGCAGCGGUGCGCCUGUUCUGGUCUGGAUCUACGGUGGCGGGUACACUGGAGGAUCAAAGGGAGGAUCCGGUAACCCCAGUGGUCUGAUUGCCUCUAGCCAGGCCGGUGGUGGCAACGGUAUCAUCUUUGUGGCCAUGAACUACCGCCUCGGAGCAUUUGGGUGGUUGGCUGGUCCUUCUUUGCAAGCUGCAGGAGGGGUUUCUAAUGCUGGCUUGUACGACCAACGACUCGCGCUCCAGUGGGUUCAGCACCACAUCCACUUGUUUGGUGGAGAUCCGAAACGGGUGACGGUGAUGGGAGAGUCUGCUGGAGGUGGGUCAAUCGUCCACCAGAUUACAGCUUAUGGUGGCCAGAAAGGCGUGCCCUUCCAGCAGGUUAUCUCCCAGUCGCCAGGUUAUCUACCGAUAUCGUCGUACUAUGUCCAGGAGAACACCACGCAAGCAUUUCUGUCCUUGUUGAACGUCAGCACCAUCGAGGAAGCGCGAAACUUGUCAUCCACAUCCCUGAUGAUCGCCAAUGCACAGCAAGUUGCAGCUUCGAGAUACGGAAGCUUCUCGUAUGGACCUGUCGUUGAUGGCAUCUUUGUUCCGGCCUUGCCCAGCAUCCUUCUGAAUGCCGGCCAAUUCGCCAAGAACGUCAAAGUCAUGGUAUCCCAUAUGCUCAGCGAAGGUCCUCUCUUCACGCCGCCCGACGUCCGCACCGAUGAUGAGCUGGAAGCUUUCAUGCGGCAGAACACUCCUCAAUUCCCCACUGAGCUCGUCAACUACGUUGUGCAGACGCUGUAUCCGGCACGAUACGAUGGAAGCCAACCAUAUACUUCUCCGAUUGAGCGAACCAUCUUGUUCGUAACCGAGGCAUCUUUUGUCUGCAACAACUAUUUCCUCAACAAGGCCUAUGGCAAUCAGACUUACUCGUACCAGUUCGCUGUUCCACCAGGAUUUCAUGGCUUCGAUAUUCCCUAUACCUUCUACAAUGGACAGCCGACGAACGUGACAGCUGGUAUGGUUGCACCUGUUGGCGUAGCGCUUCAGACCUACCUUACCAACUUCGUCAUGACGGGCAACCCGAACGGACGAGGUAUGCCACCGUUCCCUAUGCAAGGGAAGAACGCCAGCAUGAACUCGAUUGGUACUACGAUUCAGCGCGUCAAAGAUGAUACCUCCAACGAGAGGUGCGCAUGGUGGCAGAAGACACUCUUCGCAUAG